Messenger RNA from Drosophila kikkawai, 4465 nucleotides. It is a transcript of the gene retn, whose product is annotated as retained. The record is from RefSeq and is a predicted model, not a curated record. Gene Ontology annotation, molecular function: DNA binding. Gene Ontology annotation, biological process: regulation of transcription by RNA polymerase II. Gene Ontology annotation, cellular component: nucleus. NCBI's taxonomy places the organism in Eukaryota, Metazoa, Arthropoda, Insecta, Diptera, Drosophilidae.
AAAGCAGCGCCUGCAGUUGAAAAUUGAUAGCGGCAGCGAUCGGCUGAAAAUCUUAUCAUUGCUAAAAAGCUAAACAAGUUCGCCUAUUAUGUUAAUCGGAUAUAAUCUGUCGCUAUAAUAUUAAUUUCGAACUAGGGCCAGAUCAGUGAUUUCGGUUUGAUUUGGCUUUCGAAUGAUGACGUCGGUGGUGCGUUUCGGCUAACGGAUUUUAAAAUGUUUAAUUAAAACCAUAAGCAACAACAACUGUUUUAAAGUGCUAUCUGAUUCGUGUUCUGUGUGUGUAAAUGUGUCAGCAAAAACCCUGCACUAAAGUCUUAAAUAAUAAAUAACUCGAAGCGAUUGCAAAUAAUAUUUGCAACUCAAUACAAACAAAAGAGCAUUGGUGCCGAGCAACGGUUCCUUGGCGCUCUCUCCUUUCCGCCUACGCUUUCAAGUACAAGAGUAACGGUGAACCAAUGCAGGCGACAAAAGGAAUGCCGAAAAGAAGCUAGAAACACAAAGAAAACAAAAAGUGUGGUGUGCCAAAUAAUUGCAACUAAAAAUUAAUAUAUUCGCUGUUCGGAUUAAUCGGAUAUUUCGGGGUGAAGACACAAAAAACUCCGCUUCAAUGCAACUGCGUGUGCACCCUAAUAUGGACUGUCGUUCAACCAGCAAUAUUGAACGCGAUUCCGAUUUGGGAGACGAUUUGUCACAUGGUGAUCGAACAGACGACGAAAUGAGAGACUGCGACUCUGUGGAUGGAGAGCAUCAUCAGCUGAGCGCCAAGGCGGCUAUAGCGGCCCGUCUAAGUCACACAGUUUCCGGCGGAGGAGGCAACUUUGCCAGUCCCGAGCCACAGACCGAGCUGCCCCUAAGCCAUCAUCAUCAACUGCCGCCGAAUCAUCCGCUGAAUGCCCUGGGCAGCUUCAUGGGCAUCGGUGGCCUACACAGCAUUCCAAAUCUGCAGCACAGCGAUGUGCUAGAGAAGCUCAAGAUGCAGGUGCGCGACAUGAAGGUGGGACUGAUGGAACAGGAUUAUGCAGCAGCAGCUCAUGCUGCGGCCUUUGGAGCCAACAUGCUGCCCACCACCAUCAACUCGGGCUUUCCGCUGCCCCACAAUUCGGUGGCUGCUGCAGCGGCAGCUGCCUCCUUUGGCCAUGUGACCUCGGCUCCAAGUGGUGGCAAUAGCUACAAUAACGGUGGCACCACCACAACAGCCAGCUCUAAUAGUAAUCCCAGCAGCAAUGGAGGAGGAGCAGGAACAGCUGGAGGAGGAGGAGCAGCCACAGGAACCGGCGGCAGUGGCAAUGCAAGCGGAGGAGGACACCCCUUCUCUUUUGCAUCCCCAACAGCAGCGCCCAGUGGCAAAGAAGCCCGCCACUUUGCAGCCAAUUCCGCAUCGAACUCGUCGACGUCCAGCGAGGCAUCCAAUUCAUCGCAGCAGAAUAAUGGAUGGAGCUUUGAAGAGCAGUACAAACAAGUCAGACAGCUCUAUGAAAUCAACGAUGACCCCAAACGCAAAGAAUUCCUGGACGAUUUGUUUUCAUUUAUGCAAAAGCGCGGUACCCCGAUCAAUCGGCUGCCGAUCAUGGCCAAAUCGGUGCUGGAUCUGUAUGAACUGUACAAUCUAGUGAUAGCCCGCGGUGGUCUGGUGGAUGUUAUCAACAAGAAACUGUGGCAGGAGAUCAUCAAGGGACUGCAUCUGCCUUCGAGCAUCACCAGUGCCGCCUUCACCCUGCGCACCCAAUACAUGAAGUAUCUCUACCCGUACGAGUGCGAGAAGAAGAAUCUGAGCACGCCGGCAGAGCUGCAGGCGGCCAUCGAUGGCAAUCGGCGGGAAGGACGUCGCUCCAGCUACGGCCAGUACGAGGCCAUGCACAAUCAGAUGCCGCUGACGCCCAUUUCGCGACCCUCGCUUCCGGGUGGCAUGCAGCAAAUGUCGCCCCUGGCCCUGGUUACCCAUGCCGCGGUGGCCAACAAUCAGCAGGCUCAGGCUGCUGCUGCCGCCGCCGCUGCUCAUCACCGAUUGAUGGGUGCCCCGGCCUUUGGCCAAAUGCCCAACCUGGUCAAGCAGGAGAUCGAAAGCCGUAUGAUGGAAUAUUUGCAGUUGAUUCAGGCCAAGAAGGAGCAGGCCAUGCCGCCGGGCCUGGGUGCUAGCCUGCCCCAUCAGCAGCACCAGCAGCAGCAGGCACAGCACCAGCAACAGCAGCAACAAUCGCAGCAGCAGUCGCAGCAACAGCAGCAGCAACAUCACCUGCAGCAGCAACAGCAGCAGCAGCGUCAGCGCUCACAGAGCCCGGAUCUGAGCAAGCAUGAGGCGCUUAGCGCCCAGGUGGCCCUGUGGCACAUGUAUCACAACAACAACAGUCCGCCGGGAUCCGCACACACCUCCCCGCAGCAACGCGAAGCUUUGAACCUCUCCGACUCACCGCCGAAUCUCACGAAUAUCAAAAGGGAACGCGAACGGGAGCCGACGCCCGAGCCCGUGGAGCAGGACGACCUAUCCGCUGGCCAUCAACCACCGCCGGCCAAGCGCCUGGGCAGCGGCCUCCUGCCACCCGGCUUCCCUGCCAACUUCUACCUGAAUCCCCACAACAUGGCCGCAGUGGCGGCGGCAGCGGGCUUCCACCAUCAACAGGCAGCAGCGGCGGCGGCCGGUCAUCAUCACCAGCAGCAACAGGAUGCCGCCUCCGAGGGUGAGCCGGAGGACGAGUAUGGCCAUGGAGAGCACAAUACCACCGGCAACUCGUCCUCGCUACACGACGACAGCGAGACAGCUCAGCCCAUGAAUGGUCAUGGACACCACCAUCAUCAUCAUCAUCACCAGAGCCAUCAGCUGGAUAAAUCAGAUGAUUCGGCCAUUGAGAACUCGCCCAGCACUUCCACCACCACUGCCUCGGUGGGUCAUCGUCACAGCUCGCCAGUGUCCACCAAGAAGAAGAGCGGCUGUGGGUCAAAGCCACAGGAUAAGGAUCUAGCUGGGGAUAGCAAAAGCUCUAACAGCAAGCUGAAUCCUUUGGAAACGUUGAGCCUGCUCUCCGGCAUGCAGUUCCAGGUGGCCAGAAAUGGCACCAGUGAGAAUGGAGAACAGCAGCUAAUGGUCAAUCUAGAGCUGAAUGGCGUCAAGUACUCGGGUGUUCUGGUGGCCAAUGUGGCUCACUCCAACCAGAGCAUGACUAGGAACAGCUCGCCCUGCCACGAGGCUGCAGAACCCCUAAACCAGGAGGAGGAAGAGGAGCACGACGAAGAGGAAGAAGAGGAGCUGCGGAAAGUCGCUGAAGAGGAGGACGAAGCUCAUCGAUCGCCCAUUAAGCAGGAGGCAGACAAUGAACAUGGCGAUGACCAGGAUAUGGAGUCAACAGCGGCGGCUAUAAUAAAUGGAGGCGGAGGAGGAGGAGGAGGCAAUGGCUCGGCUGUGGGUGGACCAGUGGCCAUGCCCCUGGUCAGCUAGAGAGGCGAUUGAAGAGGAUACAAGGAGCACCGGCAAGGAGCAAGAGGAAUACCAAAGUUAUAUUUUUCAGAAAAAUACAAAAGAAGUUCAACUCAAACACACAGCAAGCACACACAGAUGCCGAACCAUAAAUGUACAUACACACACGCAGGCUAAACAGGAUGCGGAGGAUGUGAAGGCUGAAGAGGAUGUGAAGGAUGCUUCGCCAGGCCCGGACAAGAGGACAAGGAAAGCGCAUUAGGCCGAAAACCAGACAUCCAUCGAUGCAAGACUUGAAUGCCUGCCGCCGCCGUCGCCGCCAGCAGAAGAUCAUACAGAUAUAUACACAUAUAUAUAGUAAGGAUAUAUAUAUAUAUAUGGGAUAUAUGGGAUGCACGUGUGUGCUCCAUUUCCACAUUUACAUAAAAGACAAGCCAGCGAGCGUGUAUUUAUCGAUAGCCAUUACCUACAUAAGCGAGUGCAUCACGAUACACGUACUAUAUAUAUGAUAUAUGAUAUAUUAUAUAGUAUAUUAUAUGAUAUAUAUAAAUAUAUAUGAAUUAUAUUAAACUAGGUUAGACUUAACCCCGAAAAUCCUCUGUUUGUUUUUAGAAUGAAAUCUGUUUUUUUGUCGUCGCAGAAGCUAUCCUUAAUUUUCUCGUUUUAAACCCAAAACCCCCCUUCUGUACAUAUCAAUCAAUAUUUAGCAUAUACUAAUAUAUACUAUAUAUAUAUAAAUAAUCUGAAAUGUAAUCAUAAGAGCACACAUUCACACAUCACCGCGCACGCAUAUAUAAACAUUAUGACCACAUUGUAGACCUAUUUUAGACGUAGAGCAACCGCAGAAACACAAGUAAUAAGCAUAAAUGUAUCUGUCAUAAAAUUAAAUUGCGCUUUUGGUACACACACAUACACACAUACAAUUUCUACAACUACUCCAAAGCCAAGCGAAAAGUAGCAACAACAACAAGCACUUUGAUGAGCAUCAUAUUCUAAGCAUAAGCGUUCAAUUUAUUGAAUAAUAAAUCUAUUUAAUUUUAGUUCAAUACACAAUAA